Messenger RNA from Neoarthrinium moseri, 1431 nucleotides. RefSeq lists its product as uncharacterized. Lineage: Eukaryota; Fungi; Ascomycota; Sordariomycetes; Amphisphaeriales; Apiosporaceae. The transcript is spliced from 4 exons. The record is from RefSeq and is a predicted model, not a curated record. Gene Ontology annotation, molecular function: oxidoreductase activity, acting on paired donors, with incorporation or reduction of molecular oxygen; heme binding; monooxygenase activity. Bases 1 to 1431 code for a protein of 476 amino acids.
AUGUCUUAUCAGUUGAUUGGAGCCGCCCUCGUGGUGGCAAUUUUCCUGUUGAUCAAAAUACUCAACUCUACUGACGUCCCAAAGAUCGUUGGCAUACCGGAGAUUCCUGGAGUUCCCAUAUUCGGCAAUUUGAUACAACUUGGCACGGAUCACGCCCGAGUUGCCGGACGAUGGGCUAAGAAGUACGGCCCAGUCUUCCAGACUCGCUUAGGCAACCGAGGGUUCACAAUUGGGACCUCCCCGUGGGAUGACUCUUGCAAGCAGCGGCGCAAGGCCGCAGGUACUGCACUAAACCGACCUGCUGUGCAGUCAUACAUGCCAAUCUUGGAUCUGGAGUCAGCUGUUAGCAUCAAGGAAUUGCUUGAGGAUUCCAAGAAAGGGACCAAAGACCUGGAUCCCAGUCUGUAUUUUGCUCGAUUUGCCCUGAACACAUCCUUGACUCUGAACUACGGGUUUCGAAUCGAUGGGAACAUUGAUAGUGAGCUACUCAAGGAGAUCACACACGUGGAGCGUGAGGUCUCCAAUUUCCGAUCCACCAGCAACAACUGGCAAGACUACGUUCCUCUGAUGCGCAUUUGGAGCACGCAGAACAAAGGCGCGGAGGAGUACCGAGUACGACGCGACAACUACUUGACCCUUCUGUUGAACGACUUGAAGAAGCGUAUUGCGGAAGGAACAGAUAAACCUUGUAUCACCGGAAACAUUCUCAAAGAUCCAGACGCAAAGUUGAAUGAAGCUGAGGUGAAGUCUAUCUGCCUCACCAUGGUUUCUGCUGGUCUCGAUACUGUUCCAGUCAACCUGGUCAUGGGACUCGCGUACCUCUCUUCGCGUGAAGGCCAGGAUGUACAGGAGAGAGCCAUAAAGGCUAUUGAGGAGGUUUACCCUGAUGGUGAUGCAUGGGAGAAAUGCUUGAUAGAAGAGAAGGUGCCUUACGUCACUGCACUUGUUAAGGAAACUCUGAGAUUUUGGACCGUUAUUCCCAUCUGUCUACCUCGAAGGAGCAUUAAGGAUAUCCCGUGGAAUGGGUCCGUGAUUCCUGCUGGCACUACCUUUUUCAUGAACGCAUGGGCAGCUGACUACGAUGAUCAACGGUUCAAGCAGCCCAAUGAAUUCCUCCCGGAGAGAUUCCUUGACGACGCUGAAGGAGGUACACCUCACUACGCAUACGGAGCAGGAUCCAGAAUGUGUGCAGGCUCUCAUCUAGCCAACAGAGAGCUAUACACGGCAUACAUCCGCCUCAUCACUGCUUUCAAGAUUACCGAAGCCAAGAAUGCUGCCGAUAGGCCCAUCAUUGAUGCAAUUGAGUGCAACAGUGUGCCCACAUCACUUACGACUGACCCGAAGCCUUUCAAGAUUGGCGUGAAAGUGCGCUCUGAGUCGAAGUUGCGGCAAUGGAUUGCGGAGGCUGAGGGAAGAACGAAAGAUUUGUGA